GGAAGCUUGAGUGUUUUGCGCUAAGCCUUUGACGCAGGUAAAAAAGUGAGUAGGCGUUCGUCCAAACAGGAAGGCGCCGAGAAAAACAAUCGAGCGAUAUAAUUGUUGUUUAUUUGUGACCGAGUUCCAGUAAACAAACGGGAGUAUUCUACAAACUACUUUUUAUCGCUUCCGGAGGAGUUUUGGAGGCUCUCGGUUGAACUCCGUGGCUGCAGCCCACAGUGGUGUUGGUGGGCUGACGCACACUCGAGAGGCGGGGGCGCUGUCACUGGGCUAAACUAAGCUAAGUUAGCUAGCUAGCUGUGUGUACGCUAAGCUAACAUACAUCCCAAUGAAACCUCAAUCGUUCUAUGGAGUCUAAAAAAACUCUCCGCCCAAUGUAAUGUUUGAAUAACCGACGUGGAAUACACCAGGAGGACAUUCUGGUAAAAAUUCAGUUAGCAUAGCAGCUAGUUAGCUCUCGUUAGCGCUUGUCAACACAUUGUGGAGACGCGCAGAGGAAAACAAGUCGCUCGACACGCUCACACUAAAGUGUAAAAAAACAACAACACCGAACGUGCAUUAGUUUUCGACUAAACGCGUAGAGUACUUUUUAUUGACGCUUUAAAUUUUCAUUUUUUUAAGUUAACUUGUAAUUUGGUUGUUAGAAUGGGGGCUGCAGAGCCCGGCAGCGGCGCCCUGGAGCCGUUACAUAACAGCCGCAAGUCCGCCGACAAGCUGCCUCUCUGACAGCUGCAAACACACACACACACACACACACACACACACACACACAGAAGAGCGGACACAAGAAGAAGAAGAAGACAAAAAUCAACAUGGAGGAGCUGUGAGACUGCUGGUGUACAUGGAUAACAUUUUCACCAAGAUGGAUUCCAACCCUCUCAUCAACGCCAUGGACCCGUCCAUCACGCUCUGGCAGUUCUUGCUCCACCUGCUGGACGACCAGCGUCAGCGUCACCUGAUCUCGUGGACGGGCGAGGAUGGCGAGUUCAAACUGCUGGACGCGGAAGAAGUGGCUCGCUUGUGGGGACUCCGCAAGAACAAACACAACAUGAACUACGACAAACUCAGCCGCGCGCUGCGUUACUAUUACGAUAAGAACAUCAUCAAGAAGGUGAGCGGACAAAAGUUUGUGUACAAGUUUGUCAGCCAGCCUGACCCCUCCUUGCCUGACGGGACACGUACCCCUGAAGAGGGCCAAAGGAGGGACAACGGUGACGCCAAUGGCCAAUCAAAAGGUCUCGGGGGCGGGACAUCCAACUGUCAGUCAAAGAGCAUAGCUCAGAAGUCGUCGCCCAGCAGCUCGCAAAAAAGUUCUCGUAACGACUACAUGAAGUCUGGCCUGUACUCCACCUUCACCAUCCAAUCGCUGCAGGCCGUGCCGAAUUCUCGACCCGUCAAAGCAGAACUGAUGUUUGACCCUUCAUCCAAGAUGGAUCGCGCUCCCAGAGAAGGUUCAUCGCCGUCAAUAGGUGGCGCUAUUGAUGCUUCUCGCCAAGUGAUCGUCACUCAUCCUUCACCGUGCCCCACACCUGUUGGAAGCCAACCUCAGACAGCCAACACUCCCAGCCAAUCACAGAAUCCCCCUGUCCCCACACUAAGUGACCCUCCCCACAUAUACCUCACCAGUGUUCGGGACCCAUCCUCCCUCACCCCGCUGAUCCCGCUGGGUCCCGUCGGGGGCUCCGUGAACCCUGCACAGCCGCCACACUCCGCCGCCAGCACACACACGCCACAACCAGAAGACAACGGCGGAGCGGGCAAUGUCGCCGGUUUCCCUCACCCGCCACCCGUCUUCGUCAUCAUUAACCCCCCUCCCUCGCAGCAGCAGCCUGCUAUGGUGCCCACACCGCCCUCUGCCACGCCAUCUCUUUCACGGCCUCCCCCGCCCCCCAUCGUCAUCAAGGAGGAGACUUUGCCAUCCGAGGAGGAUCUUCUGGAGAUAGGGAGCCUGGAGGAGAAACAGGUGGAGGAGGUUCCUCAGCUCAUUUGCGGCACGGGUGAACCACAGCCUCAGCUUGCCAUCAUAGAAGCCACGCCCCCUCCGGGCAUUGACGUCGUGGUUGGAGAUCAGCAUUCAGGAGGGGAGGAAAAGGACACGCUAACGGACCCGUCUGUGUCUGUGGUGACAUCAUCAUCAGCGGUGGCGGCGGCGGCGACCUCAACCUCAGACGUCGUCCCCCCAAAACUAAAGAAGCCACGAGGCUUGGAGCUGCCAUCAUCCCCCUCCCUGCCUCCCGGCCUCUCCCUGGACAAGGUCAACGCCGCUGUCAACAGUUUGCUGGCUCCCGGAUCGGCCACCAAUACGCUGACUCCCAGCGUCAUAACCUCACACGCUUUGACUCCCGUCCUAUUGACUCCCAGUCCGCUUCCUUCCACCAUCCACUUCUGGAGCACGCUCAGUCCCAUCGCUCCUCGCUCGCCCGCCAAGCUCUCCUUCCAGUUCCCGACAAACGGCAGUAACCAGAUGCACAUCCCGGCGCUGAGUGUGGAUGGUCUCUCCACCCCCGUGGUGCUGUCCCCCGGACCCCAGAAACCCUGAACCUCCUGCUUCCUGGCCUCUUGUUUACGUCGCACGGAGGAGGAUUGUCAACCAUGCUAAAAUCCCAAGAUGGCUGCGGCUUCACAGUCAUGGUGAAGAACGCUCCCUGUUUUGGAGGACCUAAAGCAAGACUUGCAAGGAGAUAAAGGAAAAUAUUUUUACUGCCUCCUCGUUAUUUUUGAGGAAGAAAGGAAGUUGAACACUUUUUUGUGGGCUCUUUUCUGCUUAUUUAUUCCACUUCCUGCUUUCGGCGGACAUUUUUGACAAUAAUUUGCUCUUGUAAUGGUAUUGGACGCUGUCUUUUCCUGGAAGAUGAAUGCGCCCCUCAGACUUUUAAUUAUUUUUUUUCGUACAUUCCUAUGAAAUUGAAUUGUUUGCUUAACAAGGACCUGCCAGGACAUCCAUCCCUUCAUUCCGUUUAAGGAGCUUCGCUUCCACUACACGUUCUUCAGUUGAACUUGUUACGUGUACGUGCAGCGUGGACACGCCCACUUGCUUGAAACCUACUGUUGAUGGCUGUCCCUGAAUACACCACAACAGCAUAAACAUGCAGUGCGAUGAUGUUUUCAUGCUAGUAGAGCUCUGUGGUUUUCAUGGCAACCUGACACUGACUGUUGUUUAUGUGUUUGUACGCUUGUGUGUGUAUAUGACCAGGCUGAUUACCAACACACACACACAUGAAUAUUCAGUUUGACCGUGAGUCAGGCAGAAAUAUUUUUAUUUUAUUUUUUCAGGGGUGCAGUUAAUGGUCCCUUAACACCCCCCCGCAAGUGAUUGGUUAUCAAAAACCUAGAAAUUGCACACACGCUCAUUGGCACAGGAAGCACCUUCCAAAGAUAAGUGCGAAGUGCUCCCCAAAAUAUCUUACAGCGAGAGUCGCCUUGUGAAUGCAGCACUAAGCCAUUGUGUUCGACUGUUCUAUUUUUCUAGCAGAGAGCUGCUGCUUAUUUUGUCUAUAAAAAAAGAACAAAAAAAAAGCCUUAAAGACACUCUAAAGUCGUCUUUUGCAGUGGGCUUGGCCUACACAAAGCCAUUCGUCUUGGAACGUUUUCCUCUCACCAGCAGAACAGGAAGAAUGUUUUUAUACUGUUGGAUUAAGUCCAUCCGCCUAUGAGACCACAUGGUUUUUAGCCUAGAUGCUAGCAUGUUUGUGUCCACGUUUUCCUGUCACUUUCACAAUAAGAGCUUUUGUGUACAAAGUUGAAGUUAAUGAAAAUAUUGUGUAUGGAGAUGUUUCAUGCCCAGAGUCUCUUUGAUCCUGACCUUCUUCGCCUGCCAUUGGCUGAGGAGUUAUUGAUACAAAGGGGCGGGGCUUGACUAUUUUUAUUGUUGGUAUUUACUGGAAACAUAAAGAAGAUAUUUUUUAUUGAU
Messenger RNA from Doryrhamphus excisus (bluestripe pipefish), 3913 nucleotides. It is a transcript of the gene elk1, whose product is annotated as ETS transcription factor ELK1. Lineage: Eukaryota; Metazoa; Chordata; Actinopteri; Syngnathiformes; Syngnathidae. The record is from RefSeq and is a predicted model, not a curated record. Gene Ontology annotation, biological process: regulation of transcription by RNA polymerase II; cell differentiation. Gene Ontology annotation, cellular component: nucleus. Gene Ontology annotation, molecular function: sequence-specific DNA binding; DNA-binding transcription factor activity, RNA polymerase II-specific.